GCCGGCAGCAGUGCGAGGGCUACCGGGACGUGAGCAUCACCAACAUGACCACCUCUUUCCGCGAUGGCCUGGCCUUCUGCGCUAUCCUGCAUCGACACCGGCCUGACCUUAUAAACUUCAGUGCCCUCCGGAAGGAAAACAUUUACGAGAACAACAAGCUGGCCUUCCAAGUGGCUGAGGAACAGCUGGGCAUCCCAGCCCUGCUAGAUGCUGAGGACAUGGUGGCCUUGAAGGUUCCAGACCGGCUGAGCAUCCUCACCUACGUGUCACAGUAUUACAACUACUUCCACGGCCGGUCCCCAAUUGGGGGCAUGGCUGGUGUGAAGAGACCCUCAUCAGACUCUACUGAAGAACGUUCUGGAAAGAAAGUCCUGACCCAGCCUGCCAAGUUGCCCUCACCUGCUCCAGUCCAGAGGUCACCACUAUCUCCAGCUAGGACAAACCCGGUGGUUCAGAGGAAUGAGGGUACCUCAGAGGGGUCAUACCCAAAGGCUGCUCUGGGAACUGCAGGAAGUUCCAUGAGCAGCAUCUGUGGGAUCUGUGGCAAACAUGUUCACCUUGUGCAGAGGCACCUGGCUGAUGGGCGGCUCUACCACCGAAGCUGCUUCAGGUGUAAACAGUGUUCCAACACACUGCAUUCAGGGGCCUACCGAGCCACGGGAGAGCCAGGAGUCUUUGUCUGUACUCAUCACAGCCCAGAAGUCGCCUCUGUGAGCCCCAAGUUGUCAAAACUGGCCUCCAGACAGUCGGGAGCUGUUGCUGUAGACACCAGGCCCUUCAGUGCCUCACGGAAGGUUCAGGAAGCAAAUGGGCUAGGAGAGGUGACACCAUUGAGGGUCAGGGCAGCAGCCUGGGAGUCCUCUGUAGGCAACACCACUGCCAAAGGUUUUGUCCAGACUGAACUUAACCCACCAGCCACCUCCCGUGUCCAUGUGGGGAGCCCUGCAGGGCCCAGGCUGCCCACAGGCCCAGUGGCCACUACUUCUGUGAAUGGCAAAGCCAUCACCCAUGUGACUAAUAGCUCCCCGACAGGGUGGUCAUCAACUGCCCAAAGCAGCAGCCCAGCGACCAUCGGCUCCCGUCCUGCUGUGUACCCAAGUGCUCUGGACUCUCACCCAUCUGUGCCCCAAGGCCAGGCAACUUCAAAAGGUGUUAAGACUCAGCUCAACUUGAGCACAGCAUCUCCAAACACAGCAGCCACCCCAGCCUGGACCCCUGUAGCCUCUAGGACCCAGCAAGCCCGAGAGAAAUUUUUCCAGAAUCCUACCCCAGCCCCAUCCAGCAACAGUCCUGCCAGCAAGGUCCCCCCUGUGGUGAAUACCUCCACCAGCAAGGUCCCCCCUGUGGUGAAUACCUCCACCAGCAAGGUCACCACUGUGGUGAAUGCCCCCAAUGGUAGGGUCCUCCCUAUGGUGAAUACCUCUACCAGCAAGGUCUCCACUGUGGUAAUUGCCCCCACCAGCAGGGUGUCCACUGUGGUGAGUGCCACUGAUGGCAGGGUCCCCACUGUGGUGAAUGCCCCCACCAGCAAGGUCCCCACUGUGGUGAAUACCCACAUUGGUAGCAUUCCUGCUGCGGUGAAUGCCCCUGCCAGCAAAGUCUCUGCUGCUGUGGAUACCCCUGCCCAGGAAAGCAGUCGAGAGCAAGCUCUAAGUGUCCUUAGGAAGGCCCUGCCAGGGCUAACAGGAGCUGGUACCCAGGCUCCAAGCAGGUCCUCUCCAGCCACGUCCUCUGUUACAAUCACCCUUCCCAAGAAUGAAGUGCCACAAAAGGUUCCCUCAGCCAAGCUAUCACAUUCAACCAUUUCUCAGGCUCCUGCUUCAAAGAUGGAGCCUACAGCCCCCCUGAGUGUGGGCAAUACUCAAACUGGCAAAAAGAGCCUGAGUGCAUCUCCAGGGGUUGGUAAGACCAGUGCUGGCUCCAGGCCACAAGCUGAGGUGGCAGUACUGAAGGGUCCAGGUUCCACCUCUCAGGAAGGCCAGGAGGAAGGGCCAGAGGGAUGGAGGGCCCGCCUGAAGCCGGUGGAUAAGAAAAACACUGCUGGGAGGACUCUGGGGCAAAAAGAAGUUCCGUCAGAGCCAAGGGCAGGGGACACUCCCAGGAAAGCCUCCAGCAGCUCCGACACCAGCAUUCAUGUCGUCUUGACUCCCAUUCAGCAUAAGAGGACACCACGCCUGGCUGAUUCCGGGCCGAGCCUCCCAGCAGCCCCCUCUCCUUCUCCAUCACACCGUAAGAAACUUACUGUCCCUCCCAGCCUUGAUGUUUCUGCUGAUUGGCUCCAGCCAGAGCUCAAGAAGCAGGAAACUCAGGCCAAGAACCAGAAGGAGGAGAAGACGCCCACCUGGAGGACAAGAGAGAAGCCUGCAGUCCUGGACAGUGCUCUUGCUCCACAUGGUGAUACUGUAACCUCUCCAGUCAGGCUGCACUCCAACUAUAUCCCUCAGGAGGAGCUGCAGAGGCAGCUGCAGGACAUUGAGAGUCAGCUAGAUGCCCUGGAGCUCAGGGGUGUAGAGCUGGAGAAGCGGCUGCGGGCAGCCGAGGGAGAUGCUGCAGAGGACAGCCUCAUGGUGGACUGGUUCCUGCUUAUUCAUGAGAAGCAGUUGCUGCUCAGGCUCGAAUCGGAACUCAUGUACAAGUCCAAGGACCAGCGCCUGGAGGAGCGGCAACUGGACCUCCAGGAUGAGCUGCGGAGGCUGAUAGACAAGCCGGAGGGUCUGAAGUCCCCCCGAGACCGCCAGCGGGAACAGGAGCUAUUGAGUCAAUAUGUGAACACCGUGAAUGACCGCAGUGACAUUGUUGACUUUCUGGAUGAGGAUCGGCUCCGGGAACAAGAAGAGGACCAAAUGCUGGAGAACAUGAUCCAGAACCUGGGCCUCCAGAAGAAGAAGUCCAGGUUCAGCUUUUCCAAGAUCUGGUCCUCAAAGAGCAAAGGCGGGCAGACCUGAGCUGCCCAGGGCUGGUACCAGAGCCCUGGCCCUUCUCAGGAAGAGACUGGUGCUGUGACCCCAGAUGGGAUGCCUGGGGGGUGACAAGGCCCAUGCUUCCCACUCUGGGUCCUUGUAUCCUUAAUAAAGACAUCUACCCUCCCACA
Cricetulus griseus (Chinese hamster) is the source of this 3091-nucleotide messenger RNA. The record is from RefSeq and is a predicted model, not a curated record. NCBI's taxonomy places the organism in Eukaryota, Metazoa, Chordata, Mammalia, Rodentia, Cricetidae.